This is a messenger RNA of Letharia lupina, 453 nucleotides long. RefSeq lists its product as uncharacterized. The coding region runs from base 1 to 453 and encodes 150 amino acids. NCBI's taxonomy places the organism in Eukaryota, Fungi, Ascomycota, Lecanoromycetes, Lecanorales, Parmeliaceae. The record is from RefSeq and is a predicted model, not a curated record. The transcript has a single exon.
AUGGCUCCUCUUCGCGCAUUACGCUCUCACCGGACAUCAAACCUGAACUCUAGGUCAGGAGCUUCAAAUGUGUGCAGUGUGAUAGAGGAGGCCGCAGAUUUCCGGAAUACUCCAGCAUCACGGGGCUCUAGCGCAGGAGGAAGUGGAGAUGAGGGAGGUGAAUAUGAAAAAGAUGCGGGUGAGGAGCCUGCAGACGACUUAGGAGUCUUAGAUGAGGACUACGGAUUAUCGACCGAUGCUAUGAGUUCCAGCGCUUCCAUGUCGCGCUGCACAAGCAUCGACAGCAUGGAUCAUCUCGAUAACACUAAUCGGGAUUCAACCGUUCGUGAAAUUGGUGGAGCCAGUAUGCCACUCUGGACUAAUAAUCUGGUACACGCUUCUCAGUCGCCAGCGGUCACGGAUCGAGUGAUGUCCAGUAUGUUUGCAUAUGUCGAAUUGUUCCAAGUAUACUGA